Molecule: messenger RNA, 11708 nt
Organism: Cataglyphis hispanica
Lineage: Eukaryota; Metazoa; Arthropoda; Insecta; Hymenoptera; Formicidae
Product: ankyrin repeat and SAM domain-containing protein 1A-like
Exons: 18
Coding region: 167-4606 (1479 amino acids)
Cellular component (GO): cytosol
Molecular function (GO): protein binding
Source: RefSeq, a predicted model, not a curated record
AACCGUAGUCUCGUACGCUGUAGCCUCGCGAGGUCGCCGUAUGACGGCGCGCCAGUUCAUUCAAGAUGGCUACGUUGGAUCAAUGAAACGCGAGUAAUCGUAGUGAAAACACAAAUUGACAAGUGUGCGGGCGAACAUUGCGGCUUGAUCGCUGUGUAAAUGGACUAUGGGCAAGGAUCAGGAGCUGCUCGAGGCAGCGAGGAGCGGCAACGUCACCGUAGUCGAGAAGAUCCUCGGUCAGCGAGCCAAGAGGAGUGGUCCACUGGCAAGUUUACGUCGAGGACCAGGAGCUAAUGUGCAAGAUGCCAGUGGAUAUUCAGCCCUUCAUCAUGCAGCUCUGAAUGGGCACAGAGACGUGGUUAGAUUACUACUCCAAUAUGAGGCUUCCACCAAUGUCGUUGACGCUAAGGGUUCCUCGCCGCUUCAUUUGGCAGCUUGGGCGGGUGAUGCGGAAAUUGUACGAUUAAUUCUCAGCCAAGGUCCCUCGGUACCGAAAGUGAAUCUUGCGACAAAGGAUAAUGAAACCGCACUACAUUGUGCCGCACAGUAUGGGCAUACGGAAGUGGUGGCACAGCUGUUGCAGUACGGAUGCGACCCUAGUAUCCGCAACAGCCGCGGAGAAUCUGCGCUUGACCUGGCUGCACAAUAUGGCAGAUUGGAAACUGUGGAAUUACUCGUGCGAACGCAUCCUGAAUUAAUCGAAUCACUUCGUAAUUCUUCCUCAUCUUUGAUCUUCCCGCAUACACCUUUGCAUUUAGCUUCACGCAAUGGUCACAGAGCGGUUGUGGAGGUCCUUCUUGCCGCUGGAGUUGACGUCAAUACGAGAACGUCAGCGGGCACCGCGAUGCACGAGGCUGCGCUCUGCGGCAAGAUGGAAGUUGUACGGGCGCUUUUAGAUCGUGGGGUGGAUUUGGGCAUUAGGGAUUCUCGACAGAACACGGUGCUUGAUCUUCUGGGACAGUUUCCGCCGCACGUCACUCAAGAUAUCACAGCGGUGAUAAAAAGACAUCGGUCUUCCUCCGGGGUGGAAAGCGACGCCGACAGCGAGAACUUGCCGCCAAUUCCGGUGCAGGGUGGCGAUUCAUUGGGGAGCCCCUACGAAAAUGUUCGUCCGGGGGAUGAUCUUUCUCCCGCGGAAGGGACAUCACCUACUCAAUGGCAAUUCUAUCAUAAGCCUCGGGACGACGAUCGUCGCGUUUCCGGCACUUCUUUUGAAGACGAGCGGAACGAGGAACUGAUGAACGGAGUACGGAGGGUCCUCCAGCAGACAGAGGAUUCCGACCUCAGUUCCGUCUUUGACAGCGUCUUUAUGUCCUUAUCCGACACUCUCAACUCUAUAAAUACUCUUGAAAGUUCCGACCAAACCCCUGAAGAUAUACCACAAAACACUACUAAACGAACAUUACCACUCGACACUACACGGGGCUCAGACAACGGAUUGUACCAAACUCCACCAGUGCCACGCGGCACAAUGGAGGGUAGUUUCGUGUCGGAGGACCUGUCCUUGACAUUGCCCACGGGAUACGGGGGUGGCAGAGAGUCCGACCAAUUGAGCGUGUCGUCAUCCUCGAGCGUCGGCGGUCCUAGCCCACGGGAUCGUCGUUGUUUGCCAAAUGAUUCCAGCGCUGCCGGGAUUUACUUGCCAAUGGCACCCCUGUCCAGCUCGAUACACAGUCCCGCUUCCAACAGUAAAGUCUCGCCGACACCGCCGAAGAAACCACCCAGGCGAAAUCUUUCGGUAUCUCCGACGCAUUUACAGACACAAAUGUCUUUAUCCGCUGACAGUUCGGUAGGGCCGAGUAAUUACGAAUACUUAUUCCUAGCGCGCAGCGGUGCGCGUAGUCACAUCGAUCUUGAGCAAUUGCAAAAACGACGCGAGCAGUUGCGUCACGUCACUCGAAGCAUGGACCAGUACGUAGAAAUGAGAUCACGGUUGAUCGGAACCGAUGAGAAACGCGAGUCGAACGUGGAGCCGGUAGCCAUAACGUCUAUUUACGAAAAUCGGCCGAUCAAGAUGUUGAAUCCGCGAAGAAAAUUACGCAGACACGCCUAUGAGAGUUACGAACCGGAAAGUAGCCCGUGUACCGACAAGUCACCUUGCAGCGACGGCGACGCAACUAUCCAGGAACAAACGUUCGUGUCGAAUGCCUUUCUUACGCUGAAGUCUUCCCAAGAAAGUCUCCUCGACGAGAAGCGCGAAAUGAUGGAUGGGCAAUCUGUGUUGGACAAUCGCGAAGCCACCGACAAACGUCUCAAACGCGUGCAAAUGAUGCUACCGACCAGUCCUACGCAUUACGUUCAGCCGCCAACUCCUGAUCAUCCACCACCAUCCGCCAUGCAAGCGGAAAAGUCAAUCCACGAGCGUAUUCGCCCACUCAGCCAGGUGUACAAGCGAAGAUCUCGCGACAUGGAGACGGAAACGGACGAGGAUCUGCUGCAGUUUCCCACUGCUGGAUCAUUGGACGCGUCAAGCGGUUCGCUGUCCAGCGUAUCUCUGUCCGAUAAGAGCAUGUCCACGGACAAUGUCGAGGAAUACUUCGGCGACGUGCCGUUCGCAGGUUUGUUAAAGGGCUCCGUCACGGCUGAACGGCCGCGUACUUUACGCCGCUUGCGGAACGUCUACGGUCAGACCGCAUGCGGGAUGGGAACUGGUAGCGACUGCGGGGGUGGAGAUCGUCUCGAGGACGGUGAAGUCGCCUUUCGGCUUUCCGGCGACCGGGAUCGCGACAGGGACGAGAAGUCCCUUAGCAUAAUGAGCCCCUUCGACGAGCAGGAGGAAUGGGCGAAGAUCUCGGAGAUUAUGGCAUCGUUCGGAACUGGUCUUGUGCGAGAAUCGGUGUUCGUCAGUGAGCUCGAGAAAGAGUUUCAAACGAGGCUAGGUUUAAAUUCAGACAUUAGCAGCAGUCCUAUCGUUUCCACAUCCGUGGGUCAAUGGCUGUCCAGUUUAAGUCUGGCGGAUUACGAGUCUCUUUUUAUCAACUAUGGCUUCGACGAUCUCGAGUUUAUAAACGGGGUGUUGGAUGAGUCGGAUUUACGCGACAUGGGGAUCAGCAGCGAUCAAGAACGGGCGAUGAUCAUGGACGCGGUCGGAUUGUUGAACAAACGAGUGGAAAAGCGUAGCGGCAAUCACGGUCAAUCGGUAGAGGAGUGGCUGAAAAGCAUCCACCUGGAAAAUUAUGCGGAGACGUUUAGAAAGCAUCUGUACACUGACAUGGAUCGGGUCAAACGAAUCUGGGAGGUCGAGUUGGCGGCAGUCCUGGAGAUCCAGAAGCCGGCGCAUCGCAAACGCAUUCUUGCGUCCGUGAAUAGCCCGAAUAGUGCUCGCGCGGAAACUCGAAACGGCACGGGAACGAACUUGGAAGACUUGAAUAAGGAUCUUAAUACGUUGAAGACGAAUAUACAGCAGCUGAAAGAGGAGAUACGGGAGAAAUUGCCGGAAGCAACGGUAGACGGUAACGGUGGCACGUCGAUAACCGGUGGAACGAAUUCGGCGACCACGGGUACAUUAAGGCAUCGUAAAAACAGGCCGGCGCCCCAGCCACCCCAACGACCUAGUUCGCAUAAUGGGGCGAUUUCGGCGCCGGAACAGCUCGAGAUCAGAGCUCCAUCCGAGCUGCUCUUUGGCGUGCCCUCCACUCUCAAGACACAGUGGAGGCACCAACCGAAGGCUCUAGUCACCGGCUGCGUCACGUACGUCGCUAAUUAUCUGGGCUCCACCGUCGUCAAGGAAUUGCGUGGUACCGAGUCGACGAAAAAAUCGAUACAGAAGCUGAAGAAGACAUUUCGAGAACCGAGAGUCACCCUUGACAUUAUGCUGGCGAUUUCUUAUCGUGGCGUUCGUUUUCUCAACACGUUGACUAACGAGCCAAUUUGCGAGCACGAAAUUCGCAAUAUUCAUUGCGCCUGUCAGGAUGCUGACGAUCUUACGCACUUUGCGUACAUCACAAAGGACCACGCCAGUAGCACACACUUCUGUCAUGUAUUUUGCGUUCCAACGAUGGAUCAAGCGACAGAGGUCAUAUUGACUUUGGGUCAGGCUUUCGAGGUAGCUUAUCAAAUGGCAUUAAAGGACAAGAUCGGUGGCCACGCGAUUCGAUCUCAAUCUGCCAAUCAACUAACAACGCUCACCGGAUCGUCGAAGUCGACGACCAAAAUGUCCGUGUCUCCCGAUUCCGCAUCCGAUCCCAUCAAUCGAGACACGGAUCAUACUACGGCUUUCAAUUCCACGGCGUGCGCGAAUUCCAAGAUGAAAUCGCGAUCGAAGUCCAUACCGAAUCCAAAUCUCCAUACCAUUAAUCCAAAUCCAACGCAGGACAGUAACUCCAAUUCCAGUUCCAGCUCGACGACCACCGCGAACUGCAAUCCAAGCUCGAAUUCUACCUCGAGCCCCAGCACGAACUCGAUCACCAGCUCGAACUCGAACAGCACCACUAAUCAGAUCACUAAACCCUUGGUCACUCAUGGCCGUUCUCAUUCCGUCAACGACAUCAAGGUAAAUGGUAAUCAAUUGAAGUUAGCACCGGCGCCGGUAGACGACAUUGGUAUCGGAGUGAAAGAUAUGAAGCCUGGUUCUAGAGCUCCGAUCGCGCUUUCCGAGGAGCUCUAAGUUGUAUCUCGGGUUGAAAUGUGUCGCGAUAGCGUAAUCGCGUAGCGUUCGAUAUGACAGGAAUAAUACAUCGCUUUCGAUAUAAAUGGCAGAAAAAUCUACGUCUAAAUUUCCAUUCAAGAUGGAAUUGCAUAUACAAUAGAAGUGGUUGUCAUAAUGACUUUUUGAUUCUUCAAUUUAGCAGCAUAUUCGAUGACAUUUACAAUGUGAGACAAUUACAGUUUGUUAUUAUUCGCAAAAUUCGCGUAAACAGUUAAGCAAAGUAUCAUUUAUAUAGAUACGCGACUCGCGAGAUUUUGAGAUUAAUAACGAUUGCAAAAAAUGCGAACGAUAUUCUCUUGAUCGAUUCCUGAUAUUAUACGUUUAGAAAUUAGUAUGGUUCCUUAACGCGUAAGAAGAAAUGUCUUUUAUCACUUUUUUAUUCGACUGGAUUUGAUUCUGUCACUUCUCCAGUGACGUACAUAUGUAUUUAUGGUGUACACGCAUAUACAUAUUCAUCGCUGGAAGGGGAGAUAUUCAGUUAUUAUGGGAUUUAACGAAUGACACAUAUGGCCUCGAGAAUGACGAAGGUAAGUAGAGCAUCGUCGCUAUAUUCUGCACCUUCAAAUUGAUAUUCGACUGAUUUUACAACAGUGACACUGUGAUUUUGAAUGCGAGAUGUGCAUUGGCCAAAGUGAUUCAUCGAGGCAACUAAUUGAUCGUUCGUCGCACAUACUUCCGGCGGACGAUGAAACGCAUUAGAUCUUUCUUCCUUACGACGCGUUGUUAUAGUAAGCAGUAUUAUUAUGUCAUGAUUUAAUGAUAAAAAAGAAUGAGCGUAAAUACGCUCGCCACGAUAUUAUCUAGCAAGAAAUUGCUAUAAUAAUGAAUGUGCAAUUUUUAAUGUGCAGCUUUAAUCUGUCACGAUUACGCUCGAUGGUUCGUAUCUGAUUUUCAUCCGAUAUAUGAAUCGAUCAUUUUAUUUAUCUCGAAAAUGCUACUCAUAGCAUUGAUAUUUGUUAGCGGACCACAGGAAAAGUAAAGAUGCGAAGGAAAAAGUGCGAUGUUCUAAAACAUAUAUGCUCAAUAUCGAUCUCUCGUAAAACGUAAACGGUGACCAACGAAUCCGUUCCGUACUUCCCUCCCCGUGUUUUCUCCGUGAUUUUCUCAUUCCUCGAUCCCAAGUUCCGAUUUCCAAUUACAAUCGUUUCAUUCUUCAAGACUGAGGGUCCUUAUCUCGUUUUAUAUUUCGUGUUUUUUAGUGUAAUUUACACAAUAUAAGAGGAACAUUGAAUCGAAAGAAAAAGGAUUUUAAUAUAUUUAUUCGGCGAAAUUCGCGUGAAUACGGGAAAUAUAUGCAAGCGUAACAUCAAAUAUCUAUCGACUAUUUGAUACGCGAAUAUUACUCGUCGAAAAACAAGAAACGAGAAAAACGCUCGUACAACUGUAUCGCAAUUGAUUGCGAUUCAGAAUGUCAUCUAUAUAUAUAUACGUCAUUUCUAGUUAGCAAAAAGCAUGAUUAACUGACUUUCUCUUCUCUCUCUUCACUUAUGAUACAAUUAAAAUUAUAUAAUCUAGAAAAGAUAGAGAAUCGAUAGAGUCGAAACUAGUUGACUAAGGUUACCGGUUUGCUCGAAUCCGAUAAUAUAAUAUCAUAUUGGUAACGUUGUGCGUAACGGGGAUAUUCCGUUUUUACAACGUGCGGGCCUAAAAAACUGGGUAAUUAUCUUACAAAAUUUAUUUAACUAUAUAUACCAUGCAUUCGACUGCAUAUAUAUAACGAAAAGAAACUACAGCGAAAAAUGAAAUUUUAUAUAGACUUAUAAUCAGACACGCCCUCUUUUUUUGUUUGUUUCUUUCACUUAAACCAAAGAAACAUAAAUAUGUAUAAAUACAUAUGUGAGAGAGAUACUAUGUGAAAGAAAGAACGACAUAUAAUAACGGAUAUAAUAUAAGAAUGAUCGAGAGCCGUCAGAGAGGGAAAGAAAACGACAAACUGCCAAAAUGAUACACCAUCAUCACCUCGAUAGCUAUACGCACACUUUGUCACGUUUACAACAUCAUAAUUCAUUGUACGUUAACAAUUAAGGUAUAUACAAGAUAAAUGUUGACAUCGACGAUUUGGAAUUUCCUUUUUUCGCGAAACAUAAUUAAGUAUUCUACGCAUUUGAUGUAUUCAUGUAGCAGCUAUGUAUAGUGAGUAGUGUCGGUAGGGAGCAUGUUGUAUCGAUGUGUCGAUAGGUACCAUUUAACGAUAUACUGUAUAAGAAACAAGGAGGAGAAGCAGGUACGUAGCAUGUAAAACGUCAUUGAUGAUCGCGCGACAGCGAACGAAUUCAAUUGAUUUGUUCGUGUGUGAAUUCGCGCAAUGCAAUUAAUAGUGCCAAUGCGCGAGCCUGUAGCGUAUAUUUUCAAUUCGAUCUCACUCUGUUUGUCUUUCGGGAAAAUAUUUCGUAAGAAGAGAAAAAUAGGAUAAUAGAGUAAAUAUAUGUGUAAUUUUUUUCUUUUGCUCAUUUUUUUAGUUAUAUAUUUUUUUUAAUAUACAUUGACAAGUGCACGUUAUCCUAAGAGAUACAAAUCGCCGAUCAAUAUUAAUAAAUAAAAUAAGAAAUAUUAAUAAAAAUAAAAAAACAUAUUAAUAGUGCGCGAAUUAUCAUCUAAUGAACUAUUACAGAACUCGUAUACAUAUUUGUGAAUGACGGAUUAUUCCCUGUCUUAUUUUUUCUUUUUAUAUACACGGAAGACAAACUCGUCGAGACACUGAGAUCGAUAUUGAUUUCUUUCGGUAUCGAGAUGGAUUUUAAGAAACGUAAAAUAUCUCGCACAAAAAAAAAGAUUGAUUCUCGGACCAAGCAAGAACAAGCACAAGAACAUUUUACUCGUUACAGAUUAUCGUUAAAAUAUUAGCAGUGCAUCUGCGCUUUUUCAUAAAGGCAUGGACUUUAACCUUGUGACCAUUGGUACCGAUAGUGGCAUAAAAUCUUUAUGCUGUCGAUAUUAUAUAGUACGAUUUUUAGAAUAUAUGUACAUAUAUAUAUAUAUAUAUAUAUAUAUAUAUAUAUAUAUAUAUAGGAAAUUAUACACAAACCACCGCGAAUCAGUUUUUUCCAUUAAUACCAAAGAAAUUGUGAGUGAUCAUUUGUAUCAUUGUGAUUUGUACAUUUGAUGAUUAUCGUAGCAUAUAGCAAUUGUUCUUUAAUAUGAUUUAUUGUUAGAUAAUUUUUUUAUGAUUUGUAACUUGCAUAUCAAGUUUUGUUGCACAUAAUUUUAACAGAAUUGACUCUAUAAUAAUUAAUAAUAGCGCCGUUUUUAAAACUUAUACAUAUUCUAGUUUUAUAUAGAUGUGGUAUUGUAUAUAAUUAUAUAAUCGAAUGUAUUUAUCGCAUGCAUGUCAAUAAACGUGAGAAUUUUGUUUGCUUUACGCCAAUCAAAUUUGCAUAGCAAAUGCAUUUUGACGCGUCGUCGGUUAACUCGACAAAGGUCCUGCAAUUUGCUGAAAUGUAUUUAGAUUUCUCUCUCACUCUUUGAUUAUAGAAGUCUAAAUAUAAAUAGCAUCACAUAGAGAACGACAUUUUAAUAAUUAUAUAUCAUGAUUUAUAUCGUUAUUUAUAAAUUUAUUAUUUCUGUAUAUUUUUUUUUGUUAUUCACCGAACGCAACUGACAAUAAAACAUGAUUUUUUUGUUAUAUAAUAUUGUUAUUUUAUAGAUGUGUAUAUGUAAUAAGACCGAUUCUCUCUAAAAACGAUUAUACAACACGGUUUCGACAAUAGCAGUUUAAUUCUAUACGCAUAAAUGUGCAUCGUUGUAAACUGAUUCCGGUGGUAGCGUAUCCGCAGUCCUUUGUGUGGUUGUUGAAAAAAAAAAAAAUCUGUGUACAGUUGUCGAUAUUACCUUCGUUUCGGUCGCGAGCGCGAAUUCGUGCGCUUUUAAAGCCGUAGUUGGGUGUAUUUCGCGGAUCGUUACACACGAAAUGCAACUGUUCCUGAUUUUCGCGCAACCAGGGAUAUUAAAGCCGGGAGUUAAUAUUUCGGAGCACGAAUUUCCGUACUUUUUAAUAUACGAAAUCUACGAGUCGAUCUAGUCUCGGAAAGUUAUUAAUUCCGAAAAAUAUGACGUAUUCCCCGGCAUUAACCGCGUACCUGCGCCAGUAAGAGUUCGUGGAAGCGAGAUGAAUGUAUAGGAUAAUACGCGCGCGCGCGCGCGCACACACACACACACACACACGAUGUGGCUCAGCAAAAAGGAGCGACAUUUCACGAGACAUACACACAUGUGCAUAUACAUAAAUAGAUGUUUUCACAUUUUUCGCGAAAGCUAAUUUUCUUUGUUCUUUGGUCGUUUAGCUCGUAUAUAACGGCCAACUGGAAACUGAACUUUAAUUCCGCAUAGUCGACGGCGCGUUAUCGAGGGUACGCCGUUAAUAAUCAACUAACAGUAAUUGUGUACGUAUGCACUCGCGUCUGGCGCUUUGUAUCAGGCGCAUAAAUAUCGAUCGAUCCAGGGAGAUUGAAACAGAUACAAUUUUGAUACUUUAUAUUUAAUAAUUUUGACUUGAUUUAAUCCUUGGUGUCGUCAAUUUCUAGGAAAAUAUUAUAUCAUUGAUUUCGCCUUUAUACAAUCAAUCCCAGCAAUAUCAAUUUUCUACGCUCUUAAGAUAUAUGAAAAAUAAAGACUCAACACGGAAGAUUUAGCGCUUUUAAGAAUCGUAUUUAUUAAUGUAAUGUAUUAUUGUUCGUUAGAUAUUUUAUGAAUAUUUUCUUCGAUUCUAAUUCAAAUCGUGAUUACUCAUACGUAGAUUUACAAAGUUAAAUUUAUCGAUAAAAUCGGAGUUGUGCGCGUAGAUUCACCUCGAACGCAGUUAUUGUUCUUGCAAUAAAAUUGGCAACAUAUGCCAAGUUAAUAUUUUUCACUGCCGAAAUAAAUAAACAAUUACAUUUGUUAAUACAAUGUCAAAAUUAGAAAUUAUUACUUUUAAACUCCUUGCAAUAAUAAUUUAAUUGACUAUGACAAUAGUUGCACUGCGUUUUUAAAUUGGUAUCUUAAGGUUCAUAUAUUCAUCACUUGCAUAAAAUAAUAAAACAUGUGAUCUACCUAUCUGUAAUCAUCUAGAUCAUUGCACAUGUACAUGUUAAACAAUUUUUUAUUAGCGCUAUUCUCUCUAUUAGUGCUAAGCUCUAUACUCUAUAAAAUUUCCUAUCUUUGAUAGAAUUUCUCAUUAGAGGAAUCAGACGUUUCGCAGCGACUUGUAUCUUUUAAAUAUGUUCAAGAUUGUAUUAAAGGAAUACCGAGACGGAAUGAAAUUGUAUUUACUCGAAAGCCAACGGAAUAAUUGAACCACAGAGGAACAAAAUAUGGAAGAUGAAUCUUUACACAUACGCAUACGGAAGUGUAUAUAGCGGGAGUGAGAGUAAAUGUAAAAUAAGUGAACCAGAAACGAUUUAAAAGUCGAAAUGUCACGGCGCAAAAUGCUACGAUCGCUGGAACGGAAGAGUAGACAAAUCUCUGGUAUCGAAUGGUCACGCUUUUUGAAUCGAAUGCUGUGCGGAUUGGAUAUUCGAAAAAAAAUUCGAUAUAACUUUGCUUUGUAGCUCACACACAAACAUUCUCAUAAAUAUUAGUUUUAGUUAAUUGACAAAUUUAAGUGACCUCUCUCUUUUUUUUUUUGUUCUUUUUGAACGCAAAAUUUGAAAAAGAUAGGAAAUCAGUAAUCUCAGUCUUCAACUUAAUUACUUUAAUUAAAUAAUUUUUAUUAGAAAACGAUCCGUAUUGAACAAAGCAAUUUAUCAAUACAAUAUAUAUACGGUAUAUUCAUCAAACUUAACGAAUAACCGUAAUGCUUAAAAAAUAUAAAAAGACGAGCAAGAUGAUUAACAGCUAUAUAGGUAUAUCGGAUAUACGUAUCUAUAUUAGAUGUAGAAGCCGAAAUAAAAUCACUCAACUUGCAUUCGUCACUUAUUACGCGCUAUUGAAGGAAAUAAUAAAUUUUUCAUAUUUUGACAAUAAUGUCAGUUUGAAAUAAAGAUUUUUAAAAGAACGUAAUUAUGAUUAUCGCUUAAUUGUAUUUAUAUCAUCAUUAAAACUGUCGAUUUCUAUACAACGUAAUAAUUUUUUUUGUUAUCUUUAACGUCUCUCUCUUCUUUAAUAAUUCGUUAUUAUUUAUUAUGACUUCGUAAUAUAAUUGAAGAACGGUGAGAAUGUGAGAUAAAAUAGAAGCUUGUGUGUGAGGUACCAAGGCGUGACCUAAGUUUAUGAAAGCAUACAAUUUUCAAAUGUGUGAUUAGUGAUUAAUUAUAUAUAAGUUUUGCGUCUAUACCACAGAAAAAUGCAGAUAAAUCUCGAAAUAUCUAAUUUUAAAUUAAAUCAAGGUCGAAUACAUAAUAACUGCACUGUAUUUUCCAUAUCUCUUCCCUCAUUAUAAAUGUCAAAACGUUUACGGUGCUCGAUCUCGGGAUAUUUAUGAUUUGAUGUGGCAGGGAACAGUGGCUUGAUCGUUGUAUAUUCUCAAGAUUCACGGUGAAGCAAUAAAGUGGAGAGUGUACUCGCUAGUCGUAGAACCGUGGGGCGAAUAUGCGACGCCGACGACGUCGGUCCUCCUUGACGUCGAUCCGACAAAGCCUUAGACUCCUCAGAUACUGGCGCGACGGAAGUGAAUAGGAUAUUCGUCGGGAAAACUUCGCGCUAUGAAUAUUUAUGUAUGCUUUACGAUCUCGCGCGCGUACUCGAGAAGUCCGGCGAGUCGGCGACGAGUCGAGGACAUAGGAUUUGUGCGGUCGAGUGUAAGUACGUACUCAAAUAUAUAAAGAAAGAUAGAGCGAGAGAGUGAGAGCGAAAAAGCGAGAGAGAGAGAGAGAGAGAGAGAGAGAGAAAAAGACAUAUAAACUGUCGGUGUCUUUUGAAAUCAAAAGGAACAAAUCCAUAUGGAGCUGUUGCCGAGGAUGCCAUAUAAUAAAUGCGCUAUUUUAUACCGAGCAGCCUGAUUAGAUGCAAACUUCUUAUAUACGUUCUUGUAUACAUUAUAUUUAUUAUUGUUCAUGUUUACUAGAAUGAUAUAUAUAUGAGACAGAGAUUAUUCCCUGGAUAUCUAUAACGCCUUGAAGAAAAUAAAACAGACUACUUUGCGGGA